This is a messenger RNA of Colletotrichum tamarilloi, 318 nucleotides long. RefSeq lists its product as uncharacterized. Lineage: Eukaryota; Fungi; Ascomycota; Sordariomycetes; Glomerellales; Glomerellaceae. The record is from RefSeq and is a predicted model, not a curated record. The transcript has 2 exons. Bases 1 to 318 code for a protein of 105 amino acids.
AUGGAUGCAGCGUACACGACAGAGCUUACGCGUAUAUGGUACCGUGUCGGAGGAGGCAAGUGCCCGCCGGCGAGCGAAUUCCAAGACUUUAAGCCACCCAAGCUACGUUUAAAUAGCCUCGGUCAACUAGUGUUCUAUUCGAAAACGAACAGGAGGUUGAUGAGGACGGGGACGGGGACGAGGACGGAGACGAGGACGGAGACGAGGACGAGGAUGAAGAAGAAGAAGAGAGAAUCAUGGCAUGCCAGCUUAGCCAUGACGAUCUCGAACACCAGGCCUGGGCGAAUGUUGCGGCGCACCGCAUGGACCAAUAUGUGA